CAAAUGAUGGAUUAUGCCAGAGAGUUUUAAAAGCAGUCUAUCAGCAGAGAGUUUUUACGGGCUCUGGUAGGCUAUACAUAUUAUAACCUUUUAGGUUAUAAUAUUUCUCAAACAUUUCUUGCAGACUGUUGUCAAGGCACUGUUAUUCCUAAUGUGUCAAACACGUGUCAAAGUUCCUGUAUCUUCCUUGCGCCUCUGGGUUCCACCGCUGAGAUUACUGUCGGCGUUCCUGUGGCAGGUGGCAGCGAAGCGGCAGGUCACAUACUACACCAGGGUGGAGGAGUUUGUCUCAGUCGUUUUGGAGACGGUCCCACACCUACUGAGUGCUAAGGAAAGGGUUGAACUUCUCCUUGGCCUGAGAGCUAAGUUUAUUUUAGAUUUAUGCCGCAAGCUUCCAUCAGUGACUCUCAAGGCAAUGCAGCCACACCUGAACAAAUUUUCUAAGAUUGCUGAGUCUGUCUCCAUUGAUGGGAGUGAGCGUACAACCGUAGACGCCGCUGUGAGAGGCUUUGUGGCGCUCGUCCAAACCCUUCUGCGGAGUCCACCAGACAGGGAUCAUUUCUUUCAGGAUAUUUACCCAUUGCAUUAUGGUCCCACAUAUGACACAGCACUGCAGAUACUUGUGUGGAAAUUCCUCAGCAGACUGGAAAUGUUAUUGCCAGUGCCCAGCUUCCAUAUGUUGCAGGCAGCCACUUGGUUUGACAAAGACCCCUCACUCUUGGAGGAUUCUCUACAAAUGGUUUACGACACAAAGAAAGUUAAAAAUUUGUUGCUGCAAUUCAAAGAUUGUGCACAUUUGACCCCUGAAUCCUCGCCUUCGCCGAUCUUGGGAAACACCGUUUUCUCAACAUUAUCUGUCCCUUUCACUGUUAAGACAGUUCACCCCUGUAAACACCGUGAGCAAUGUGUGCUAACUGCCCAUGACAGCCAUGACUCUAAGGAUGGGGCAGAUACACUUGACAGGGAUGAAGAGGGCGGAUUAAGAGAUGUGGACGGGGCAGAUGAACAGAGAGACGUGGAUGAAGAUGAUAGACCUGAGGAUGAAGAUGAUAGACUUGAGGAUGAAGAAGAUAAACGUGAGGAUGAAGAAGAUAAACUUGAGGAUGAAGAAGAUAGACCUGAGGAUGAAGAUGAUAGACUUGAAGAUGAAGAAGAUAGAAAUGAAGAAGAUAGACCUGAGGAUGAAGAUGAUAGACUUGAAGAUGAAGAAGAUAGAAAUGAGGAGGAACAUGAUCCACAGAGGAACCUUCAUCAAGGCAGGCAGAGAAAUGUGGAUGAAACACAUCUGAAUGAUCAGAAAGUGAACGAGAAAGAUCAACAUAAUGGUCACGUGCGUGAUCAUGAGAGACUAGUAAGCAGCAGGAGUGAGCAAGAGGACCUGGCGUCCUCAGUAGAAGAGUCUGGGGAAAAGAGAAGACUUUCAUCCCAAACCCAGCAGUCAAAUGGGCCCCUGCAUCACAAAUGCCCUGAAUGUGGCAAACACUUCCGUCGUAAAUCUGAACUCACUGAGCAUCUGACCAUUCACACGGGUGAGAAGCCUUUUCUCUGUUCUCACUGUGGUAAGAGAUUUAGAGCGAAAAGCGUUUUGGUUCGCCACAUACGUGUGCAUACGGGGGAACGGCCCUUCUGCUGUUCAGUCUGUGGGAAGACGUUCACCCAGAGGUCAGCCUGGAAUUUUCAUAUGCGGGUGCACACUGGAGAGAGACCGUACUUGUGUUCUUUCUGCGGCAUGAGUUUCUCUAUCACGUCAAAAUUGAACAUUCACAUGCGAAUUCAUACAGGAGAGCGUCCUUUCAAGUGUGAGCUCUGUGGGAAAGGAUUCCGGAUGUCCGGGAUGCUGACCAACCACAGGAGAGUCGUCCACGCAAAGGAGAAACCAUAUCGUUGCUCCGUAUGCCACAAGCGAUUUUCCGAUUCUUCCAAAAUGCGGAGACAUAUGCGAGUGCAUACAGGGGAGAAACCCUAUGAGUGUGUGCUGUGUGGAAAACGAUUUUCACAGAUAGGGAAUAUGAGAAUACAUAAACGUGUGCAUAGGUGACAUCCCCGACUUUAUAAUGAUUUGUGUAAUGGCGAGGCCAUUCACUCUGAAAUGUCAGCCCAGAUAGUAUUAAAUGUGUACAACUAAGUUUGGCGAUUGUACACAGAGUCUGCCUGUUCUUAUUCAAAUGUUGAUGUUGACAUCUAUUGAUAAUAGUUUUCUUAACUCUUAAAAUGCUGAAGACUUGUAGGAGGGGACUCUUGAAAAUUAAUAUUUUUUGGUAAUGGAGCAUUUCAUAAUUUCAAUGUUUUCUCUGACAUUGUAUCCAGUUGUUUUAAAAACUUAUACAGACAAGUGUUGAA
Molecule: messenger RNA, 2340 nt
Organism: Alosa alosa (allis shad)
Lineage: Eukaryota; Metazoa; Chordata; Actinopteri; Clupeiformes; Clupeidae
Product: zinc finger protein 3 homolog
Exons: 8
Coding region: 152-2038 (628 amino acids)
Biological process (GO): telomere capping; regulation of transcription by RNA polymerase II; regulation of telomere maintenance via telomere lengthening
Cellular component (GO): nucleus; shelterin complex
Molecular function (GO): DNA-binding transcription factor activity, RNA polymerase II-specific; RNA polymerase II cis-regulatory region sequence-specific DNA binding; telomeric repeat DNA binding
Source: RefSeq, a predicted model, not a curated record